AUGGGUCUUGACAACUUCGCUUACGAUGCCGACCACCGCGUUAUAGUCUGCCGGAUUUGUCAGUCAUGCAUCCUUCCGAAAGAACAAAGCUGGAGCACGCAUCUGCGCAGUAAGCCGCAUCACAUGAAAGGCGACGAACUACAACGCACCAUCGACCACUUUUCUAGCUAUGACCUCCGCACCUUUGAUGAGCUGCGAGAUAGGACAGCUCGUUCAUGGAGAAAGGUGACGUCAUGCCCGCCUAUACAGGGUCUUCAGACGCACGAUGGCUACACCUGUGUCUGCGUGAAGGACAAGUGCAACUUUAGCACUCUAAGAGAACUUACGAUUCGAAGUCACGUGGCCACGCAUGGCAUGAAGGCCAGCCGGCAUACGAGCGCUGCACCUUUAUGGAGGGAGUGUAAGCUUCAGACCUACUUCGCCAGCAGGUCCUUGAUCGACUAUUUCGAGGUGCAACCUGUAACGCUAUCUCGGUCAAUCAACGGUCUAGCUACGCAGUCAACGUCCACGCUUCCUGCAGACGAGGAUCAGCUAUUCCAAGCCCUCAAGGCUGACGUCGAACAGGCCUCUCACGACCUAAACAAGAAGGCUGAAGUUGUGCAAGGCAAUAUGAACUCGUCAUCAAACGGAGAUCAGCUGCCUUGGCUUGUUCAAACCGGCUUCCCCACGCACUUACACGGGCUGCGAGAUGUCGAGAUCACGUCGUCGUAUGCUUUGCCUCCUAGGCUUGAGAACGACCACGACGACAACGGCAACGGCAACCGUAACGGUAACGACGACGAUGAUGAUGACGACGACGAGAACGAGAACGAGGACGAUGAUGAUGUGUAUGUGGAUAUCGAUGACGGUAGCAUUGAAGGUGACAGUCACCAUAUUGCAGUCGAAGAAGAAGCCGGCGGCUCAGCUGACGGGGACGACACGGAUCUUAGACGCAUCUUAGCCGCAGCCGAAAAAAUACUCUGGGACGCCCACAAGUUAUGCAGCGACAGAUCGCCCGACCGUAAAAUGACCCCGCACCAUGCCAAGAGACUCGGCAAUUUCCGUGGCGAUGUGCGUGGAUGGCGAGCAGGCAAUGAGUUCCGGACGUUCAAAAAAGCGGCAACGCUCCAGACCUAUUUCCGUAUCUGGAAGCAAUUAUUGGCGUACUACUACCGCGUGGUCUACCGUGAAGAUGGUCAUUUCACAAGGGACAGUGGAGAUCAAGUGCUACCGCGCGACGUUAUCGAAACCACCUCCCAACAGCGGCAAGCCAUGGGCGACAUCAUCAGUGCAUUGCGGAGGCAGGAUCAGGUGAUGGACAGCGUAUCAAGCGGUCGUGCCAAAAAGAGGCCAGGCAAACGUGGGAACAGCGGGGAGGCUGAUGGUCAACGUGACGACGAGCUAAAGCAAGCCAUUCGCAACUUCUACGUCUCUCUCAUCUGCCAGACGAUUGGAGUCAAGCCGUUCCGGUCUCCUGUCUUGAGCUUCUGUGCUAUGCGCAGCCGCUCAAAACCACUGGUACGUCGAACGGAUGAUGCAGAGAACCGGAAUCUGCGAAGCACAUGGCGUGAGCCAGCUAAUUACAACAGCGAUCUGUCAGCGCUCAUCUGGACUGCGCAGUUGGUGCUGUUUGAUUUUGUGUGCUUCGCCAAGCAAGAUGACGAAGACGGAAUCUCGAAUCUGCUGGAUGAGAUGUGUGAACGCUACUUUCAGCAGACCACACAGACGCCUUUCGGAUACAUGCUUUUAUGGAGGAUGUUCAUCUUUAAGACGGUGGCCGGCAUUUCGAUCAAGCACCAUGCUCGCUGGUCCAUUGACGGCGAAACGGUGGACUACAAGGGGAUCAAGCUGCGUAUAAACCAGGUGUCAGAGCUAGUUCUGUCAGAAUACCAGCAGGCCAAGGCCAUUCUGUAUGAAGACCUGCUGUUCGGCAUGCUGGACGAGACUGCUCCCUUUAACGCGGCGAAACUGCAUGAUGAUCUCGAUGGAGACCACUACGGAUUUUCGUGGUUAACUGACAAGAGGAACGACCGGAAGCUGGCCGGAACGCAGGACGCCUUGCUGCGAGAGAUUGAAAAGAGAGCUGGUCUACGGCAGGCAUUUGUGCGACGUUCCGAGACCGAUGCGAGCAUUCGGCUCUGCCCGAAAGCGAUGGCUGUCUACGAGGCGGAAGUUCAGGAGUUCCUGAAAAGGAUGUUGAUCGCUAUUCACAUUGGUGCAGGCUUCCCCUUACAACAAUCAGAACUACUCUCCGUGACGUGGAUGAAUUCGGAGGCUCGGCGAUCGGUGUUUGUGUGGGAAAAGAAGGUGCUUAUCCAUGUGCGAACCAACACGAAACUCGACCUGUCUGGAGUGGAGAAGGACCACAUCCGAUUUCUACCGUCAGCUAUUGGGGCUCUGCUUCUGACCUAUCUCGCCUUUGUGCAGCCGUUACGUCAGGUGUUUCUGCGCCAGAGCCAGCCUGGUGCUUUACUUUCGCCGCACCUAUGGUCUAAACUUGACGGUAAGGUCUGGGAUUCAGGCAGUCUAAAUGCAGGCCUGAAGAGGGCAUGUAUCCGGGCCCGUAUACCUAAGGUGCAGACGAUAUGGUGGCGCCAAGUGGCGAAUUCUAUCGUAAAAGAGAAAUUCAGCGCGAGCCAGCAAGCUAACUUCGAUAAUAACGAUAGAGAGCGGCUGGAAGACGAGCAGGGCGGAGGAAACCACGCGACUCAUGGUGCAAGGCCCACCAACUACUUCCUAAAAUCCUACCACACUUCGUCCAGUAGCGCGCCGUGGACUGUGUCAAGCUUACUUCACCGUGGUUAUCAGGCGUCACUAUGCUGGCACUCUCUCUUUAGCCUCGAUGCAGUGCUGCAAGGCAAGCGGCCACUUGUGAUCUCAAUUGACGACGAGGAGUAA
Messenger RNA from Mycosarcoma maydis (corn smut), 2877 nucleotides. RefSeq lists its product as uncharacterized. The coding region runs from base 1 to 2877 and encodes 958 amino acids. The transcript has a single exon. NCBI's taxonomy places the organism in Eukaryota, Fungi, Basidiomycota, Ustilaginomycetes, Ustilaginales. The record is from RefSeq and is a predicted model, not a curated record.